Messenger RNA from Anopheles nili, 1099 nucleotides. Its product is annotated as zinc finger C4H2 domain-containing protein. The transcript has 5 exons. Bases 1 to 819 code for a protein of 272 amino acids. Lineage: Eukaryota; Metazoa; Arthropoda; Insecta; Diptera; Culicidae. Gene Ontology annotation, biological process: positive regulation of neuron differentiation. Gene Ontology annotation, cellular component: nucleus. The record is from RefSeq and is a predicted model, not a curated record.
AUGAGUGCGGUUGAUGAAAGGACCAUUUAUGCAAAACUGGAAGCGAUGAAAGAUAUACGCACAAAAACGCUGCAACUGGAGAAGCUGAAGUUGAAAAUUGUACGUGAGGUGGAAAACGGCGAUGCUGAGGAAAAAUGUUUGUCGGAGUAUCGACGUGAGCUUGAACUUCUCAUGCAGGAAAAAAUGAGCCAUGUGGAGGAACUUCGUCAAAUUCAUGCGGACAUAAAUGCGAUGGAAACGGUCAUCAAGCAGGCAGAAGAAAAUCGCAUCCGCUCGAUUAAUAUGGCUAAUCGCAUUCAUGAAGAAUACGUUCCUCUGAAAACGGAAGUAGAUUCGAUGCGUCGAGAUUAUUUGGGUCUGGAAAGAUUGCCGGAACUCCACGAAGAAGAAGGGACGAUUAUUUCCUCAGAUCGCUUCCAGAACUAUUACGCCACCAACAAACCGAUGUCGACACCGUCGGCAACCUUUUCCCGACCGCCGUUAUCCGCGCAUCAUCCUCUUCCUCCAGAUGCACCGGCAACCUCUUUGCCACCUUCAGCCCCACCUGGGUUUCUUCCUCCACCGCCGGUAGCAAUGCGCAUAAAUAAACCUCCAGAAUUGCCUACGAACCGACUGCAACAGGCCCCAUCAACGAUUGGCAUCGGACAUCCGACAUUCAGGUCUGAUUUCAAUGUGAAUUUAAGCAGACAGCAGCCUCCACCGAUGAAAUCGUGUCUAUCGUGCCAUCAACAAAUUCAUCGUAAUGCACCCAUUUGUCCACUGUGCAAGGCCAAAAGUCGCUCUCGCAACCCGAAAAAACCAAAAAAGAAAGACCAUUAACUUUCAUAGUAUUGAUCGGCAUUGGCCAGGAUUUGACGAUCAUUCAUUUAGCUUUCAUCCACACUUUUCGUACGUUGAAGGACUUAUAUUUAUUGCGCUGCGUGGUUUGUUUGUAACAACCUGCAUUUAUUUGGCCAUAAAGUUUAAGAAAACAUUUUAACUUUUCUAGUUUGGUAGUUUGAUAAUAAGGGUAUGAUAAAAUAGAAUGCAAAGGAAACAAGAAUAGCUAAACAUUUUUCGUCGAGAUACUUGUUGGUUUCUAAUUCGUGAAAACAGAACU